Messenger RNA from Ascochyta rabiei, 1755 nucleotides. RefSeq names its product Methionine--tRNA ligase. Lineage: Eukaryota; Fungi; Ascomycota; Dothideomycetes; Pleosporales; Didymellaceae. Gene Ontology annotation, biological process: methionyl-tRNA aminoacylation. The coding region runs from base 1 to 1755 and encodes 584 amino acids. Gene Ontology annotation, molecular function: ATP binding; methionine-tRNA ligase activity. The transcript is spliced from 6 exons. The record is from RefSeq and is a predicted model, not a curated record.
AUGCGUACACGAAUAGCCAACUCGACGGUCCCAGCAUUGCGUAGCGUGUACUCGACCUUUACCAGGAGCUCGCCUUGGAGCCGCCGGUCAUGUCUGGUUUACAGUAGUCACAGGCGAUCCAUCUCGACCAAACCUGCGCCCGAGAAGCCCUACUACAUCACUACACCCAUCUUCUACGUCAACGCUGCCCCUCAUGUCGGCCACUUGUAUACCAUGGUCCUUACGGAUAUUAUCAAGCGAUGGAACGUGCUCAGAGGGAAGAAGGCGAUCAUGUGCACCGGCACAGAUGAGCAUGGAUUGAAGGUCCAACGAGCAGCUGCCAAAGCUGGCGUUGAUCCUAAAUCUUUCUGCGACAAAGGUGCAGAUAUCUUCCGAGACCUUGCGCUCAAGGCGGAAAUCUCCAACGACCACUUCGUACGAACAACGGACCAAGACCACAAAGAUGCUGUACAAUAUGCUUGGUUCUUGUUACAAGAGAAGGGCCUCAUCUACGAGCAGAAACACGAAGGAUGGUACUCAGUCACCGACGAGUGCUUCUAUCCGCAGUCAGGUGUACAGCCAUGGAUUGAACCAUCUACGGGAAGAAAGAUCAUGACGUCCAUCGAGACAGGCAGUGAAGUCGAAUGGUCCUCCGAAGAGAACUAUCACUUCCGCCUCUCUGCUUUCCGUGAGCCGCUUCUCGAAUUCUACAAGGCCAACCCGGAGUGGAUAGCGCCAGAACACCGCAUGAAGGAGGUUGUGCAGGCUGUGGAGUCCGGCCUUGAAGACCUGUCGAUAUCUCGUCCUUACGACCGUCUCACCUGGGGUAUCCGAGUCCCUGACGAUGACUCGCAGACCAUCUACGUCUGGCUUGACGCUCUUAUGAACUACGCGACCAAGGCGGGCUAUCCUUUCACGCCAGGCAAAGAACGAGACGGAGGCUGGCCCGCUGACUGCCACGUCAUUGGAAAGGACAUAGUUCGCUUUCAUUGCAUCUACUGGCCGGCAUUUCUCAUGGCACUUGGCCUCCCUCUUCCCAAAAAGAUCUUGACACACGCCCAUUGGACCCUUGGAGGCGCGAAGAUGUCAAAGUCGACCGGGCGGGUUGUGGAUCCUUUCCACGCCUUGGACCGAUACGGACCGGAUGUCAUGCGAUUCUACAUGGCUCACGAUGGCGGCAUACAAGACGACUCGAGCUACGACAACGUCCACAUUAUUCGACUGUACAACAAGUUCUUGAACCAGCAGCUAGGGAAUCUCGCGUCUCGCAUAACCAGAGGCAAGAAAUGGAGCGUCCGCGGCGCAGUCGAACGCAUCGGCAGUGCACCAGCAGAGUACUGGUCCGAGGGACCUGGAUCAAGCUUUUGGACCAAUUCUCUGAGCACCGUCGCAUCCAAGGUCGAUGGCUCGUUCGACAUCUACGACCCCCGGAAGGCAUUGUUCCAGGUAACAGAAUUCGUACGAGGAGCAAACGCGUUCUUCCAAAUGUCGAAACCAUGGGAUAACAUAAUCGAGUUUGCUCCUGGCGAGCCCGGGGAAGAUGUUGACCGUACCAUUUACCUUGGCGCCGAGGCUUUGCGCAUGACUGGCAUCUUGCUCCAACCUUACAUGCCGAACAAGGCAAAGAAACUGCUGGACCAGCUUGGUGUCCAGGAGGACAGAAGAACCCUGGCUUAUUGUCAACCUGGCGCUGAUCUUGAUUAUGGUACACCCAUGAUCACACUAGGAUCGAAGCAUGAGGGCGUUCUUUUCCCUCCUCUGGCAAGUGAAGAGUAA